Molecule: messenger RNA, 975 nt
Organism: Aspergillus pseudoviridinutans
Lineage: Eukaryota; Fungi; Ascomycota; Eurotiomycetes; Eurotiales; Aspergillaceae
Product: Gfo/Idh/MocA family protein
Exons: 3
Coding region: 1-975 (324 amino acids)
Molecular function (GO): nucleotide binding
Source: RefSeq, a predicted model, not a curated record
AUGUCAACCACUGAAAAGGCUGUGGCAGCAGCAGAAGCUCACGGCUUGCAGCACGAAAGAGGAUAUGCCAGUGUCGGCGACCUCGCCGCAGACCUGGAGGUUGACCUGGUGGUGAUCUCGGUCAAGGUACCACGACGCGCUGAACUGGCAAUGGCCGCUAUCAAUGCCGGUAAGGCCGUCUACGUUGAAUGGCCCUUUGCGUCGAACCUAGAAGAGGCAGAGGCCUUGGCUCGACGAGCCCGUGAACAACACGUGAAGAGCAUGGUGGGGUUGCCUACCAGACUCUCACCGCAUGUUUUGAAGAUGAAAGAAAUUAUUGAGUCCGAGUCGUUAGGCCGUAUCCUGGCCACUACAAUGUUGGUCACCGAUGACCUGUUUCUAAAAUUUCACGCUGACAAGCGACACUCUCAUGAUAAAGCAAAUGGAGCCAACAUCGUAACUAUUGCCGGCGGCCAUCUUCUCGACGCCGUGGCUUUUCUGCUGGGCGAGUUUCGCAUCCUUCACGCACAGACCAGCAUGCGCUUCCCAAAGCCGAUACUGAUGGAUGAGCAAGGAAAUCCUAAGACUGGCCGCUUUAAUGACGCGCCGGACUCAUUUUCCCUGCUCGGGCGAUUGGGUGACGCGGAUAUCCCGGCUUCGGUGUGCAUGUAUUCGCAUCCCCCUGCGAGCCCCAACCUGUUUCAGUGGAUCAUCACGGGAGAACAAGGGUCUUUGAAGCUAGAGGGGCCGAGCUUGAUGAUUCAUGCGAUUCCGCCACGGCUCUGGAAGACAGUGGCGGGAUCGAAUGCAGCCACCUGGGAGGAGAUUCAUCUCGAGAGCACGACAGCCCCUGGAGCAGAAUAUGUCGCCUGGAUGAAGGAUGAAAAUCAGCAUAUCGUGACUUUAGACGAGGCCGUGAUUCGAUAUCGAAUGGUCGAUGCUAUUUUCAAAAGUGCCGAGUCGGGUGCUGCAACUGCUUAUAGUUGUGUUGUGUGA